This is a messenger RNA of Ascochyta rabiei, 729 nucleotides long. RefSeq names its product Cholestenol Delta-isomerase. Gene Ontology annotation, cellular component: endoplasmic reticulum; membrane. NCBI's taxonomy places the organism in Eukaryota, Fungi, Ascomycota, Dothideomycetes, Pleosporales, Didymellaceae. Bases 1 to 729 code for a protein of 242 amino acids. Gene Ontology annotation, molecular function: cholestenol delta-isomerase activity; steroid Delta-isomerase activity; C-8 sterol isomerase activity. Gene Ontology annotation, biological process: sterol biosynthetic process. The record is from RefSeq and is a predicted model, not a curated record. The transcript has 2 exons.
AUGGCCUUGAAUUCCUCCUCUGCAGCGGCGCACCCGUACUACCCCCUCGGCGUGGAGAUUGUGGGGUACAUGGCCAACGAAUGGAACACGCUCGAACUGGUCAGCAUGUUUGCAGCGGGGUGCGCCGUCAUCUUCAGCAUCACGUACGCCAUUCUGAUGAAGCUGCGCCCGAAUGCCAGCAACUCGGACGUGUCCAUCAUGAUGUGGUUCGUGCUGUGCGGCUGCAUCCACUCGUUCUUCGAGGGCUACUUUGCCUACAACUUCAGGCGCAUGGGCGGCAUGCAGGAUCUGUUUGGCCAGCUGUGGAAGGAGUACGCGCUGAGCGACUCGCGCUACCUGACCCAGGACGCCUUCGUCCUGUGCAUGGAGACGAUCACCGCGGCCUUCUGGGGACCCCUCUCCUUCGUCACCGCCUACCUGAUCGCUGUCGACCACCCGCUCCGCUACUCUCUCCAGCUGAUUGUCUCGCUCGGCCAGUUCUACGGCGACAUCCUGUACUACGCCACCUCCCUGUUCGACCACUACAUCCUCGACGUCGCCUACACUCGCCCGGAGGCAGCCUACUACUGGGGCUACUUCGUCCUCAUGAACUUCUUCUGGAUCGUCAUCCCUGGCUACCUCAUGUACCAGAGCGUCGACGCGACCGUUCGUGCGUUCCGCGCUGUCAACGACGCUUCCAGGCUGCUGCAGAAGGCCGAGCAGAUGGGCUACUACAAGAAGAAGGCUUAG